ACAACACACUCAGCUGCUGAGUCAGCGGAGCGUGAGUUAAUAGCAAAGCAGGAAGUAAAGGCAGAAAUCUCAUUGCAAAGGGUCAAUGAGGCAGGGUGAGAGAGCUUUCUGAAGAAGGGUCUAGACCCGAACCGUCAGCUUUCCUGCUCAUCUGAUACAGCUGUGUUCAUCCAGCUGUACACUUUGUUAUCUCAGAUUCUCCAGCAUCUGCAGUUCCUACUGUCUUGGGUUGCUGACUUGAAGAUUACUGACAAGUAUGAUGUUCAUCUUUGCCUCAUUCCUCUGUGUUUCCAUGGUGAUGGCCAACCCAUUGCCAGAUUUGGAGCCCCUGUCCCAGAAUAUGGUGAUCUUCAUCAACAAACUGAACACUACCUGGCAGGCUGGUCACAAUUUCCAGAAUGUUCCUUGGAGUUAUGUGAAGAGACUGUGUGGGACGUUCCUCAAUGGACCGAAACUGCCCUUAAGAUCUCAGAAGCUCACUGCUUUGAACCUUCCAACAGACUUUGACUCUCGGGAACAGUGGCCAAAUUGUCCCACCAUCAAGGAAAUCCGUGACCAGGGAUCAUGUGGAUCCUGUUGGGCCUUUGGUGCAGUGGAAGCUAUGUCCGAUAGGAUUUGUAUCCAUUCCAGAGGGGAAGUCAAUGUGGAGAUCUCAGCUGAAGACCUUCUGAGCUGCUGUAAACUCGAAUGUGGGAAUGGUUGUAAUGGUGGCUAUCCGUCUGGAGCUUGGGAAUUCUGGACUGAAGCUGGUCUAGUAUCAGGAGGACUUUAUGAUUCAAAUGUAGGCUGCCGUCCAUAUUCAAUCCCUCCAUGUGAACACCACAUUAAUGGCUCUCGACCAAAAUGCAACGGAGAGACUGAAACUCCCAAAUGCUCUGAACGAUGUGAGGCUGGUUACACCCCAAAGUACAGAAGUGACAAACACUAUGGCCUUACUUCAUAUGGUGUCAGUUCAGAUGUCAAAGAGAUUAUGACAGAAAUCUACAAGAAUGGGCCAGUGGAAGCUGCCCUAAUAGUCUACGCUGACUUCUUACACUACAAAUCAGGAGUUUACCAACAUGUGGCUGGGGAGUCAAUGGGUGGUCACGCUAUCAAGAUCUUGGGUUGGGGCAUGGAGAAUGGGACGCCCUAUUGGUUGGUUGCCAACUCCUGGAACACAGACUGGGGCGAUAAUGGUUUCUUCAAAAUCUUGCGUGGCAGCAAUGAAUGUGGAAUCGAAUCAGAGAUUUUGGCUGGAAUUCCUCGGGACAUUAGAAAGAACAAGUACCAAUGAGGUGGAGUGAAGUUCCAAGCCCUGCACACAAUAUCUCAGUGAUAUUCUGGGAGGUGGCAAGGGACUCCAUUGGAGAGCUUGGCACCUAUACCUGACAAGUGAAGGAGCACAUUACUCCAAGUCCCAAGAGGCCUAUGCACAAAAUCAUGUUUCAAUCAUGUGCAAUGUUCCUGAUUUAACAAGCUUUCUUUAAUCCACAGUAACCAGCUGUUAGCUGUGAGAAUCUCUCACUUAACACUUGCUUCUCUCACCCUUUGUCUUCUCUGCUCAGAUUAUGAUGUUUUUGGAAGCAUGUAAAACCACUAUGACACUAACACACUAUUUUCCACUAGCUCAAAAUAAAAUUUAUGUGAAAGAA
Messenger RNA from Stegostoma tigrinum, 1631 nucleotides. RefSeq names its product cathepsin Ba (gene ctsba). NCBI's taxonomy places the organism in Eukaryota, Metazoa, Chordata, Chondrichthyes, Orectolobiformes, Stegostomatidae. Bases 257 to 1273 code for a protein of 338 amino acids. The record is from RefSeq and is a predicted model, not a curated record. Gene Ontology annotation, molecular function: cysteine-type endopeptidase activity. Gene Ontology annotation, cellular component: lysosome. The transcript is spliced from 10 exons. Gene Ontology annotation, biological process: regulation of catalytic activity.